AUGGGUUCCUUAUCAACUCAGAGUGGCCGUAAACAAAUGGCACCAAAAGAUUCUAACACCAUUGUUCCGGCAACCAAAUACCAUUCCUCGAGACGAAUCCCUUCUUCAUCGUCAUCGUCAUCUUCACUCGGAUCUUUGUUUUUUCAAAGAGAUUCGCCACUCCGGUUUUCGGGUGUACCGUUCUCCUGGGAGCAUUCUCCAGGGGUCCCUAAGAAGCUACAAAGUCACAAGAAAAAAGAGUCCACGAAGUUGCUGCCAUUACCUCCCCCGGCAACUCCACCGACCUCGAAAAAAGCAUAUGAGAGUUUCCACAGGGAUCCAUUUUUCGUGGCGAUGAUCGAAUGUUGCAAGGACAAUGACAAUGGGGAAUCAUCGAGCAAUAUGUGGACCGGAAUCAAGGUGACAAGGAGCAUCAGUGACAGGUUCGGAUUCAUUAAUAUCUACUCCACCUGUAAAAGAACUUGUGCCGUCUCGGAAUCGCUGAUCUAUCUUCCGAGGCCUAGCGGAACACCCAACUACAACCUAAUUACUCCUCGAUCUCGUCGAAUGUAA
Hibiscus syriacus is the source of this 552-nucleotide messenger RNA. RefSeq lists its product as uncharacterized. Bases 1 to 552 code for a protein of 183 amino acids. The transcript has a single exon. The record is from RefSeq and is a predicted model, not a curated record. NCBI's taxonomy places the organism in Eukaryota, Viridiplantae, Streptophyta, Magnoliopsida, Malvales, Malvaceae.